ACUUUCUCUGGCCGAUCACGUCGUGCCAGAGAGACGGGCGCUCCUCUUGCUAAGACCGAAUUCCAUCUAUCGCAAUCAAAGUUCGUCGUGAGUGUUUCGUUGUGUAACGAUGGAUCGCUAGUGCCAUCAUGUCGUCGUCCAUCAACAUGCCUGUAAACAAGGCGAGCAGCGGUCAUAGUAGUCACGAUGAAUGCAGGUCAACGUCAUUAGCGUUGGAAACAGUGGCCGACGGAAAUGAUGAAACAGGCCAGGCCACUGCGUCGUGGACCAUCGGGACCAAAGUGAUCCACAGGGCAUUCGAUGAUCUCGCCUUGGAAGAGCUCUAUCAGAAAUAUUGCCAACGUUCCAGAGAGUCCGAUCUCGAUUGUUUCUUCUUGACCGGCUGUCUAGUGGCCGUCCACUCGGCCAUCAGUUUCUCGUUGAAACAGCCGGAGCAGGAGCUGCAGUCGCGCGUGCUCGUCGGUGCCGGUGUGUCCAGUGUAGUGGCCGUGGCCCAAGCCUCGCUCGGCUUCUACAUCCGUGGGCGAAAGAAAAAGAACUCGGCCGUUGAGCAAGGCGUUGAAGGUGCCCAUCAACAGGCCGCUGCUGCAAUCGUGACCUCCAUCGGCCGUCUCACCUACACUGCUUGGCUCUUGGCCAACGUGUUGAUUCUAGGUCUGCUGGCCGUCGUGCCCUCGUCCGACCAAGGCACAAGAGCUCUCACCUGGCUCCUUUUAAUCAACUUCUUGACGUGUGUCACUCUGCCACUUCGGCUACGUGUUUGUCUCUUCCUCACGUCCAUUGUCAGCCUCCUCUUUCUCGCCGUGUCGGCCUUCACGUCAUGGGAUCAUGCUGGACACCACCGCCCUACUCUUCAUCAACAGCUGAUGGGAGAAACUAUCCUCCUCGUGGGUUCCAUCAGCCUCGGAUUGGUGGCUUAUCUGGUGGCCGACAUCCGACAGAGAAAGGCCUUCCUCGACACACGCCAAUCGUUUGAAAUGAGACUGACCAUCGAGAACCAAGCCAGGGAACAGGAGCAACUGCUGCUAUCCGUACUGCCCGAGCACGUAGCCGUCAAGAUGCGUCAGGAUCUGGGCACAGCUCACGACGGGCAAUUCAAGAAGAUCUACAUGAGCCGGCACGAGAAUGUCAGCAUUCUAUUUGCAGACAUUGUUGGUUUUACUGCCAUUUCGUCGACUUACCCGGCAUCGGAAUUGGUCCACAUCCUCAACGAGCUGUUUGCCCGUUUUGAUCGUCUUUCGCAGAGAUAUCAUCAAAUGAGAAUCAAGAUUCUUGGCGACUGCUAUUAUUGCAUCUGUGGAGCGCCAGUCGAACGACCUGAUCACGCUGUCCUCUGCGUUUACAUGGGCUUGGCCAUGAUCGAUGCCAUCAAAUGCGUUCGGGAGUCGACGAGUUCUCCCGUAGACAUGCGAGUGGGAAUCCACACAGGAGCUGUCCUGGCUGGCGUCCUGGGUCAGCGGCAAUGGCAGUUUGACGUCUACAGCCAGGAUGUGGAGCUAGCCAACAAGAUGGAGAGCAGCGGGCAGCCAGGUCGUGUUCACGUAUCCAGCCGGACGUUGAGCUUCCUCGGAGAUGAAUUUGAAGUAGAGGCGGCCCAUGGCGAGAAGCGAGAACAGGUUCUACGCACAGCCGGAAUUGAGACCUAUUUUAUCCUACGCGCCCGCAAUCAGACCAGUCAUCAGACGGAAGACGAAUCUAAAAAGAUGGUGAUUGAACAAACAGAAGCCGCUACUGUAGCCAUCACAAAAGUGUUGCCCAGCGGCUUCGAUCAAGAAGCCGUUGCGGUGAACACAGUGUGCCAAACGUCUGACCCAGUAGACGGUUGGUGUGGAUGUUUCAAGCGUUGCAGCAAAGUAGACAAGACGACAUUAUUGGUGGUCGGAGAAGUGGCCGGAGAAAAUCGUAGUCUGCUACGUCCUAGCCGCUUGAAUGAACAACAACAUGUCGGAUCGGUAGGAAUAACUCGAGGGCCGUCGACUGGUAAUACAAACCCAACGAAUUUGAUGACGCAAACAUUCGUCGAUUCGGAGAGGGAAGCUAAAUACCGACUGCAUCGUGACGCUACGGCCGUCUACAAUCUUCUGGCUCUGCCGCUGGCCUUGACUUGGCUGGCCUUUUUCGCUCUGGCCACAAGUCCUUGGAAUCCCGUGUAUGUUCUAUUUUUCCCAGUCAUUGCCGGACUUCUUCUGCUCGUAGUUGUCGGUGUAGCCGACACUUGGGAAAACUGCGUAGGUUCACGUGAUUCUGUCGGCCAAGUGAAGAAGCUCAGCGCUCUCGUUAAUGGCAAGUUGGGACUUCGUUGCUGGCUCGUUGUCCUAGGCAUCCUGUUGCUGGUUGGUGCUCAUUUAAGUGGGCAGGGAUUUAGCCGGACGUUCCCUUGUCCUAGCGAAGCGUCACUCGUCUUAAUCAGCGUAGCGAUGGUGCCUCAUGUGGCCAGUUAUUUCAAAGGUACAUUCCUGCUGCUACUAUCAGCCACUUACAUUUGUCUGCCGUGGCUUCAUUACCAACCGACCUUGGACGUUCCCUGCUGGUUUCACAGAGACGGCCUACAUACCCAAGAGUUGAUUCUUGCUAGCUGUGUUUUGCUGGUCAUCUCUUUGGUUCUUUUCUCGUUAGCCAGGCAGCUGGAGUCAACUUCACGCAGUCUCUAUACCAACUGGGCUGGUAUCGAGGAACAACGAGAGCGAGCAGCUGAUUUGGGCCGAAGGAAUCAGGCUUUACUGUUCAAUAUACUGCCGGCUCACGUUGCCCAGCACUUCUUGCGCAAAGACAUCCAUCAACGAGACGAGCAGUUGUACAGUCAGAGCUAUACGAGCGUAGGUGUCCUCUUUGCUUCCAUACCGAAUUUCUCCGAAUUCUAUUCAGAAGAAACUGUCAAUAAUCAAGGACUAGAAUGUCUGCGUUUCCUUAACGAAGUCAUCUCGGAUUUCGAUGCGCUCCUCGAUCAGAGCCAAUUCUCCGACAUGACCAAGAUCAAAACGAUCGGAUCGACAUAUAUGGCCGCCAGCGGACUGAAUAUCACCCAGCAGCCAAAGGAGGACGAGGACAUCUCGAUACGUUGGAAACAUUUGGCACUUCUCGUAGAGUUCGCCCUGUCCAUGCAACGGACGCUACAAAAUAUUAAUGACCAGAGUUUUAAUCAUUUCGUUUUGCGAAUGGGCAUAAACCACGGUCCAACGACUGCUGGAGUCAUCGGUGCCACCAAACCGCAUUACGACAUUUGGGGAAAUGCGGUUAACGUGGCCUCUAGAAUGGAAAGCACCGGUAAAGCCGGAUGCAUACAGGUGACGGAAGAAACAAGUACCAUCCUGCGUCACUUUGGUUACCAGUUUGAGCAGCGCGGCUUGGUCUUUGUCAAAGGAAAAGGCCAGCUACUGACUUAUUACUUAAUCGAAUCAGACGCCAGUGUGACCUGAAAAAAAAGGAGCAACAUUUUGUCGAGUUCACAUCGACGUCAAAACAAUCAUGCGAAUCUCAUCGUUUUCUAUUUGUGUCAUGUAUGCUGAUGUUCCAUUUCUGAAAAUUUAUUAUCGUUAUUACACACCAAAAGCUCGUA
Molecule: messenger RNA, 3556 nt
Organism: Daphnia carinata
Lineage: Eukaryota; Metazoa; Arthropoda; Branchiopoda; Diplostraca; Daphniidae
Gene: Ac3
Product: adenylate cyclase type 3-like
Exons: 20
Coding region: 129-3416 (1095 amino acids)
Biological process (GO): cAMP biosynthetic process; adenylate cyclase-activating G protein-coupled receptor signaling pathway; intracellular signal transduction
Molecular function (GO): adenylate cyclase activity
Source: RefSeq, a predicted model, not a curated record